UAUGUGUAAAGGCACAGUAACGCAGUCAAAGUCAAUAAGAGUCGAGAGUCGGGUUUUAUCUUCAAAGCUUCAAAAUAGGGUUUCGGUUAGUUCUAGCUUUUGGGUAUUGCUUUAACUCCCUCAAAAUCAGAACUUUUGAGCUGUGAUAAGCUGCAUAUUAUCUACUCCUUGAUGAGGUAGUGUUGGUGAUAGUGGUGAUUUAUUGGCAAUAGAACAAUCAAGGUUCGUGCAGAAGAUAGCAGAAGUGCCUCAGCAGUGAUGCCGAGCUUCAAUCCCCAAAUGCCUGUUUCAAAUACCAUCAGCACUGAGGGGGGCACACCACAUUCUUCUCGAAUUUCCGACUUUGCGGCGCUUGAGCAAUCUCAUGGAUUUCGCAUAGUAGAUGCUGCUAACAUUAGUAGAAACCCUGUAUCCCAGCCAACAAUUUCAAGUAGUCCAGUUGGAGGCUCUGAUUUCCAAUUUGGCACAUUUAAUCAGUCACUUGCUUCCUUCAAUGCAAGUUUAGCUGCUGCUGUUGCGGGUUCUCAUACAGUACAGUUGCAAAAUGGACAACAGCCAAACUUAGUUUCUGUAUCUGACAAUCAUCGUGACAACGGUAGGGAGUCAAAUAUGGAAGAUGCCAGUCCUCAAAGUAAUACCUCAGCAGAUGUGGAUACAGAUGAAAGAAAUCUAAGGGUGAUGCAUCUUAAACAUCUGUGUCUAAAUGAUAUAAGUUUCAGAGCUUACUUGUGGAUUGAAAUGGCUCAAUUGAAUGCUAAUGCUGCCUCUGAUUCAAGCGACAGAUCAAAGGAGAAACCAUUGGAUCAAAAGACAUUAAGAAGGCUUGCUCAGAAUCGUGAAGCUGCCAGAAAAAGCCGAUUGAGAAAAAAAGCCUAUGUACAACAGCUGGAGAGUAGUCGGCUGAAGCUGAGCCAACUUGACCAGGAGCUCCAGCGAGCCCGCCAGCAGGGAAUAUUUAUUUCAAACUCAGGAGAUCAGUCCCAUGCAACGAGUGGAAAUGGUGCCUUGGCAUUUGAUGUAGAAUAUGGACGAUGGUUGGAAGAGCACAAUCGGCACAUAAAUGAGCUUAGAGCCGCAGUCAAUGCACAUGCAAUCGACACAGAACUUCGUUCUAUUGUGGGCAAUGCCAUCACACAUUUUGAUGACAUUUUCAGGUUAAAGGCCAAUGCAGCCAAGGCUGAUGUCUUCCACAUCUUGUCAGGGAUGUGGAAAACUCAUGCAGAGCGGUGUUUUAUGUGGAUUGGUGACUUCCGCUCAUCUGAACUUCUCAAGCUCCUCGUGAAUCAAUUAGAACCUUUAACCGAACAACAGUUAGCGGGCAUCGACAAACUACAACAAUCAUCGCAACAAGCAGAGGAUGCUCUCUCUCAGGGGAUGGAAGCAUUGCAGCAGUCUCUGGCUGAAACAUUGGCCAACGGCUCUACAGACCCAUCAGGAUCGUCAGGAAAUGUGGCAAAUUAUAUGGGCCAAAUGGCAAUGGCCAUGGGGAAGUUAGGAACUCUUGACGGUUUUGUAUGCCAGGCCGAUAAUUUACGACAACGAACGCUACAACAAAUGCACCGCAUAUUGACGACCAGACAAUCAGCCCGUGCCCUUAUUGCAAUACACGACUAUUUCUACCGACUUCGAGCCCUUAGUUCUCUCUGGCUUGCCCGACCACAAGAGUGAGAUAAUCUACAGAUUCCCUCCUUAUAAUACCAUCUACAAGAUUAGCUCUAACAGCAAGCGAUACUAAUAAUCCAUGUCUGGUGAUGCAUGAAGGUUACAAUUAUUGUAUUACAGCCCAGUCUGCACAUGUAAAUUACUUGUUUCAAGUAGGUGUUGUAUGCUAAUUUCUUGUGAAUGUGCCAAUAAUAGCAUUAUGUUGAUAUGUACCAAAACUAGGAAGGAAAUAUCUUCGUAGUGGUUACAUGUGAAAUAACAAAAACCAAAUUAAAACCAAAACCAAAUUAAUUUCUUGAAUGAAAUUUGUUUUGGGUGUAAUGUUUAGACAUUUGUUGCGUCACGUUCAAUUUUCUCACAAUGUUGUGCAUCUGUUAAUAAUGAACAUGUAUUGAUGAAAAUCAUCUAGUUUA
This is a messenger RNA of Camellia sinensis, 2075 nucleotides long. RefSeq names its product transcription factor HBP-1b(c38). Lineage: Eukaryota; Viridiplantae; Streptophyta; Magnoliopsida; Ericales; Theaceae. Gene Ontology annotation, biological process: regulation of DNA-templated transcription; DNA-templated transcription. Gene Ontology annotation, molecular function: sequence-specific DNA binding; DNA-binding transcription factor activity. The record is from RefSeq and is a predicted model, not a curated record.